AUGCCAGUAUAUCAUAUCGUGCUCUUCCGCCUUAAGCCCGGCGUCACCGCCGCUCAGGUUUCGACCUGGAAAGAGACAUGCCAGGGUAUGGUUGGGAAGAUUCCCGGCCUGUUGUCUCUGCAGAGCGGGACUCCCUUGCCGAUUUCAAUUCCCCGCGCCAAGGGAUUCGAUAUGGGUCUUGUUGCUGUUUUGGAAACCCCCGAACAUGUCGCUACCUAUGCUGUGCAUCCAGCCCACCUAGAGGUCCACAAGAUGCGCGAAGAGUUAUGCGAUGAUACGCUGGCAUAUGAUUUGGAAUUUUAA
Molecule: messenger RNA, 303 nt
Organism: Penicillium soppii
Lineage: Eukaryota; Fungi; Ascomycota; Eurotiomycetes; Eurotiales; Aspergillaceae
Product: Dabb family protein
Exons: 4
Coding region: 1-303 (100 amino acids)
Source: RefSeq, a predicted model, not a curated record